UAGCUACUUGAAAAGGAAACGUUUUACACUAUUGGGGGAUAGUAGGUUACAGGGAGGUCACUAUCCCCAUGUCUGUCAAUGUUAGGAGCUAACUCAAGAUUAUUGACUCAAGAUAGCAGAGUUGGCUGCACAGUAAUUAUUUUGUGAUUAACUACUGCAUCUUUUGGACCCUGAGGAACAAUGGAGUCACCGCUACCCAAAGCGCCACAGAAAAGGCAAGUGACCGCCAUUAUUAUCCUAAUACUGUUAACACUGUGGGAAGUGGGGAGUACGACCAUUAAGUAUUCAGUUCUAGAGGAGAGGGAAAGCGGCUCCUUUGUGACCAACCUCGCUAAAGAUCUGGGGCUUAGCUUAGGGGAGCUGGCCGCGCGGGGUGCUCGAAUUCUUUCCAAAGGGAAUCAACAGUAUUUGCAGCUGGAGCAGAAGAGUGGGAAUUUGCUGUUAAAAGAAAAAUUGGACCGGGAAGAGUUGUGCGGUGACACAGAUCCAUGUAUACUGCAUUUCCAGGUAUUACUAAAAAGCCCAGUGCGGUUUAUUCAAGGUGAACUACAACUACAAGAUGUAAAUGACCAUGCUCCAGAAUUCCUGGAAAAUGAAAUCCUCCUGAAAAUCUCAGAAAGCAGUCAUCCAGGGACUGCAUUUCCUUUGAAAAUAGCUCAAGAUUUAGACGUGGGGAGUAACACAGUUCAGAACUACACCAUUAGCACCAACUCCCAUUUUCAUCUUUUCACUCGAAAUCACAGCGAUGGCAGGAGAUACCCUGAGCUGGUGCUGGACAAAGCGCUGGACCGGGAGGAGCAGUCAGAGCUCAGGUUAACGCUCACGGCCCUGGAUGGUGGGUCACCGCCUAGGACUGGGACUUCUCAGGUUCUCAUCCUAAUCUUGGACAUAAAUGAUAAUGCUCCUGAAUUUGCCCAGCUGCUCUAUGAGGUGCAAUUGCCAGAAAACAGCCCUAUAGGCUCCCUUGUCAUCACUGUGACUGCUAGAGAUUUAGAUGCUGGAACCCACGGAGAACUCUCCUACUCAUUUUUCCAAUCCUCAAAUCAAGUGAUUCAGGCCUUUGAAAUAAACUCAGUCACAGGGGAAAUUCGAUUAAAAAAAAUGUUGGAUUUUGAAGAAAUUCAAUCUUAUCAUAUGGAAAUUGAGGCCUCAGAUGGCGGGGGACUAUCAGGAAAAUGCUCUAUAGCCGUAGAAGUGAUGGAUGUAAACGACAACACUCCGGAACUGACUAUGUCAGUAUUCACCAGUGACAUCCCAGAAAACACCCCUGACACGGUGGUGGCUAUUUUUGGAAUUUCAGAUCCAGACUCUGGGGAAAAUGGCAAAACGAAGUGUUCCAUCCAAGACCAUCUCCCCUUCCUUCUGAAACUUACUGUAGAAAAUUUCUACACCUUAGUAACUGAAGGAGCACUGGACAGAGAGACAAGAUCCGAGUACAACAUCACCAUCACCGUCACCGACCUGGGGACCCCCAGGCUGAAAACCCAGCACAACCUCACGGUGACCGUGUCCGACGUCAACGACAACGCCCCGACCUUCAGCCAGACGACCUACACCCUGCGCGUCCGCGAGAACAACAGCCCCGCCCUGCACAUCGGCAGCGUGAGCGCCACCGACAGAGACUCGGGCGCCAACGCCCAGGUCACCUACUCGCUGCUGCCGCCCCACGACCCGCAGCUGCCGCUGGGCUCGCUGGUGUCCAUCAACGCGGACAACGGGCAGCUGUUCGCGCUCAGGUCGCUGGAUUUCGAGGCGCUGCAGGCGUUCGAGUUCCGCGUGGGCGCGGCCGACCGCGGCUCGCCGGCGCUCAGCAGCCAGGCGCUGGUGCGCGUGCUGGUGGCGGACGCCAACGACAACGCGCCGUUCGUGCUGUACCCGCUGCAGAACGGCUCGGCGCCCUGCACCGAGCUGGUGCCGCGGGCGGCCGAGGCGGGCUACCUGGUGGCCAAGGUGGUGGCGGUGGACGGCGACUCGGGCCAGAACGCCUGGCUGUCGUACCAGCUGCUCAAGGCCACGGAGCCCGGGCUGUUCGGCGUGUGGGCGCACAACGGCGAGGUGCGCACGGCGCGGCCGCUGAGCGAGCGCGACGCCGUCAAGCACAGGCUGCUGGUGCUGGUCCGGGACCACGGCGAGCCGCCGCUGUCGGCCAGCGUCACGCUGCACGUGCUGCUGGUGGACGGCUUCUCGCAGCCCUACCUGCCGCUGCCGGACGCGGCGGCGGCCGAGGCCCGCGCCGACCCGCUCACCGUCUACCUGGUGGUGGCCUUGGCGUCCGUGUCGUCGCUCUUCCUGUUCUCGGUGCUGGUGUUCGUGGCGGUGCGGCUGUGCAGGAGGAGGCGGGCGGCGUCGGGGGGCGGCUGCUCGGUGCCCGAGGGUCCGUUUCCGGGCCACCUGGUGGACGUCAGCGGCGCGGGGACCCUGUCCCACAGCUACCAGUAUGAGGUGUGUCUGACGGGAGGCUCUGGGACCGGUGAAUUCAAGUUCCUCAAACCCAUUAUCCCCAACUUCGUGGGUGAAGGGGCUGAUAGGGGCACGGAGGAAAACUCUCACUUGAGAAAUCAUUUUGGGUUCAGUUAGGCAUCUGACUUUAAGAGGAGAUAAAUGAUAAUAUUAACUAAUGCAUUAUUAGUUCCUAACUGGUUCAUUCACAUAAAGAGCUACUUUUUCAUACAUUAAUAAUUAUUGUAUUUACAGUUAUUUCAGCUUGUUGAAGUAUUUUACAUUCUGAAUCUCCAGGUGUUUGUUGUUUUUGCUGUUGCAGUUUUUAGCCAAGUCACAUUUUGCAUGUUCAUACAAUAGUGGAGAAAUGGUGUUUCUCAGUUUAGGGGGUCAGGAAAUAUUUUCAGAUUCCUGAUGUUUGAGCUUGUUCACUGAUAGCUUCUUAGGACCACGAGAAUUGUGUUUUUUUAUUAUCAGCAUAAUGUCCUGUAACUGGUGGCUUUCAAUUUUUAAAAUACUUCUCAUUUAUACAACAAUUUUUGUUACCUUGGAAAUGGUUGGAUUUCUCUAAUGUUGUUUUGAAAACACUAUAAUCUUUCCUCAAAGGAACUAGUAUUUUAUGUGGAUGUUUUCUAAGUUGAGCAUUUUCUUUAAAAAUUAGUAUCUUUGAGGGGCGCCUGCGAGGCUCAGUGGGUUAAGCCUCUGCCU
Neogale vison (American mink) is the source of this 3147-nucleotide messenger RNA. RefSeq names its product protocadherin beta-17-like. The coding region runs from base 181 to 2577 and encodes 798 amino acids. The transcript has a single exon. Gene Ontology annotation, cellular component: plasma membrane. NCBI's taxonomy places the organism in Eukaryota, Metazoa, Chordata, Mammalia, Carnivora, Mustelidae. Gene Ontology annotation, biological process: homophilic cell-cell adhesion. Gene Ontology annotation, molecular function: calcium ion binding. The record is from RefSeq and is a predicted model, not a curated record.